CAUCCUGGCAGAAGUCAGUGAGAACUUCUCUACGGAGCAAACGGGCGGUUUGUGAAGCAGCUUUUCGGGACGUUUGGAGAUGCUUUUGAUGCUCUCAGCCGGCGAUGUCGCUCCGUUCGUGCCCAGAACAAAACUGAGAGACCAUUUCAAUGACUCAACGUGCUCGUUUUGAGGAGCAAAGCAGACGUUUGUGUUGGAUUCCCAGUCCGGAGUCGUGAUGUCUGCCAGCACUCGCGCCCUGCUCUUAGUAUUGCUGAAUGUGCUUCAGGCAAACGGCCAGACGGAGAUGAAGAGGGUGGUCGGAGACAACGCCACGCUGCCCUGCCACCAUCAGCUGUGGCAGACCGACAUCGCCCUGCUGGACAUCGAGUGGAUGCUGCAAAUAUCCAGCUCUCGGCAGAAAGUGCUGAUCACAUAUUCCGCGGGUCGGAUCUACGACACCAAUGAGAGCGAAGAUGGUCGCCUGUCCCUGGCCGGAGACUACCUGAAGGGCGACGCUUCGCUCCUGAUCAGCGACCUCUCGCUCAGCGAUUCGGGCGACUACACCUGCAAGGUCAAGAAUGGAGGGAAGUACAUCUGGAACACAGUCAAGCUCAUCGUGCUCUUGAAGCCAUCAAAACCCCGCUGUUGGAUGGAGGGUCGACUCCUGGAAGGAAGUGAUGUCAGAUUGAGCUGCAAAUCCACAGAUGGUUCAGACCCCAUCAGCUACAAGUGGGAGAGAGUCCUGGACAAGGGGAAAAACGCCGGCAAACUCCCGCCUCUGGCUCUCAUUGAUCUGAAGAACCCCGAGAUCGUGACGUUGAAGAAUCUGACGAGGGAAAGCGCUGGUGUCUAUAAAUGCACCGCCAGCAAUGAUGUCGGAGAAGAAAACUGCACUUUAGAGGUCAAAGUUCACUAUGUUCGAGGGAUGGGCGUGGUCGCCGGCGCAGUGGUGGGCGUGUCCUUCGGCGUUCUCCUUAUCAUCCUCAUCGUCUGGCUUGUUUUCCGCAAGAAAGAGAAGAAGAAAUAUGAGGAAGAGGAAGCACCCAAUGAAAUAAGGGAAGAUGCGGAGGCUCCCAAAGCCAAACUGGUGAAGCCGAACUCUCUGUCGUCGUCCCGCUCUGGCAGCUCACGCUCCGGGGCAUCCUCCACUCAGUCAAUGGUGCACAACAGCGCCACCCGUGGGCCCAGGCCUCGACUGCCUGUGGUGGCUGCGCUUAAAGAAAGCGGACAGCCUGAAAAGUUCCCUCCGGUGCCACCGCCGUACAACCACGUGGUGCCCAAACCCCCCGAGCCCAGCAGUAGCCCCAAAUCCAGCCCGGCCAAACUCAGCCCAGGGAACCUGGCGAGGAUGGGAGCCACGCCGGUGAUGAUUCCUGCCCAAACCAAGGCUUUCCAGACUGUUUAGGCAUACACAAACAGAUAAAACACACACACAUUAACUCCCGCAUCUGCUACCAGGAACAUUCCCAAAGGAUUUCCCAUUCCCUGAGGAAAAUCCAGACGGUCAGGUCUUUGAUUCAACAUUCACAUCAGAAAAAUAUGCUUUUGUUGAUUUCACGUGCGCACUGAAGUGGAAGGAGACCCCUUGUGGAGUGUAUGCAUUUUUAAAGGGUAAGGACAGAGGAGGAAAAAAGAGGUUUUGAUGUGGAGGCCUGUGCCUUGUGUUGUUAUGAUGGUUCGAGCAAACAAAAGAGGCAGAUCUGAACAGAGACAAAGCUCUGGCUUUACCCAGACAGACAGGCUGUCUACCUGACCACACACUUCCCGCUCUCGCCGGCUUUGAACUGACAGCUACAGAACUGCAGGAGAAACUCACAUAAGCGGACUCUUUCUGCCACCUGCUACGAGGAGUCACAUCUGCCACUCAUUUUUUCAGCCAAUCAGCAUUCGCCAGGCGGCCCAGCACGCAUCACACCCCAACAGCCAAUGGCAGGGCACCUGCUGGGUGCUGACAUGCUGCGAUUGGCUCAGAAUGAGGAGAAAUCAACACACAGGCACAUAAACAAUAACACAACAACUGUACAUUAGUUUGUUCCUCAUUACUGCUAUAAAUAUGCCAUAAGAUAUUCCAUAUUUAAUAGGUAUUUAUAGGAAUAUAUUUGAGUUGAAGUAUCUAACAGCAUUGGUAACGUGUGCACUCUCCCUUUAAAUCAUUCAUUGGCAUUCUUGAGGAUAAUGCACACGGUGUCUUCAGUAACGAGGUUGAAGCUCUCUGUGGGGAAAUGGUUUGGCUCCGCUUUUGGUUUCUGGUAUUUUGCAAUUGAAAUCAGAUGUCUGGUUGGCGCGUCCCAUUGGAUGCAAGUAUGAUGAGAUUGGGUCAGGCUGAUUCUGUGCUGGUUUCUUUCAAUGUGAAGUGUCGAAGUGAUUACAGAGCAGGCCCACACACAGUCUGCAUUCAUGAAAUGCUCUGAAUGGUUGUUUUUUUUACGCUAAGCUUUGCAUUAUUGGUUCUCUUUUUGACUUGGCACCAUUUUUCAACUGAGAUAUUAGCCCCUUUCACAUAUACAGACCUACAGAAAUUACUGGCAGUUUUCUAGGAAGGGAUCAUGUGUAAAUUAAAAAAUACCGGCAUUUUUCCAGAAGGAGAAGUUGUAACAUUACCGAAAAUUUGCCGUAAUACUGCUCUGUGUGAACGCAGAAGGAAAAUUGCUGGAAAGAGCGCGUUCA
Molecule: messenger RNA, 2649 nt
Organism: Danio aesculapii
Lineage: Eukaryota; Metazoa; Chordata; Actinopteri; Cypriniformes; Danionidae
Gene: clmpa
Product: CXADR-like membrane protein
Exons: 7
Coding region: 218-1387 (389 amino acids)
Cellular component (GO): cell surface; membrane; cytoplasmic microtubule
Source: RefSeq, a predicted model, not a curated record